AUUAGUAUCAAUUUUUCAUUAAUUAAAGACGGUCAAAGGAUGGGUAGAAAUUUCAAAAGAGUGAGUCUAUAUAAGAUAGAAAGUCACUAGUUCAGAGCACUUUCGAGUACACAACAAAGGCUCCCUCUCUCUCUUCACUCUCGCUCUCCUUUUCCACUUGGAUCCAUGGCCAAGCAAGUUUUCAUCUUCUUCCUCAUCGCCCUAUUGUCAUCCUGUUUCCAAAUUAAUGCCAGAGAAAGCCAUUUCUUCAACAAAGUCUCCAGUAGCAAUGCUGUCAACAGCGAAGCCCAGCAGGCAACCCCUGUUCCACAAAAGCAAGAACCAACUUUCACCGUAGAGAAUGAAAACAGCUAUGGCCUUUUCAGUCAUGAGGCCGGCCAGCUUCCUCCUUCCGCCACCACCGCUACCACCUUCGACCACCAGCAAGCCCACACCACCCCCACCCAAAUCUCGGAGGAUAUUCCGAACAAGAAAUAUCUUCCCAAGAACUACAACACUGUUGCCUAUAUUACUGUAGCCGAAGACCGCACUUAUGAGGCCGCCGAUAACAGUCAGAAGACAGGCGACAAAGAAUCGAACUUUCACACCGAAGACACAAAUUUGUUGAGCACCACAGAACCCAUUGGCCGAAAAGAAUCAAGCAUGCCCGAUGGCACGAUGUUCGACGACAAGGAGUUCACUCCGGCUACCGCUGCCGAUAACUACCAGGAGUCCACCACCGCGUCUGCCGGCGGCGGCAACAUUAACAACUACCUCGACAACCAAGAAUCAAGCGUGCCCGAAGACAAAUUCACGGAGAGUGAUUUUCACAACCAGCAGGAGGAACAACCCUUCCCCGGGGAAAGUUACUCGAAAUACAAAGGUAAAGGCACUGGUGCAAACUGGGUUCAGCAGCAGGGGAUGAGUGACACGAGAUUCUUGGAAAACGGGAAAUACUACUACGAUGUCAACACAGAGAAAUCCGUGAGAAGCCCAUUUGAAAAUUCAAAAAGCUUUGCUGCUGGUAGUUCAAGAAACCAGUUCAAGAACAACAACUUCAUGGAGAACAACUUCCAGGAUGCUGAUGAGUUCCCAGAUGAAGAGGAAAUGCAUUGAGAUCUGUUUUUCUUUUCUUUCGUCUUUUCCUUUUCAGAUCUGAAAAAUGAAAGACUAUUAUGUACGAGUAUGUGAAAGUCCCAAAGUUUCCAAAGCAAACUCGGUGCUUUUGUUCUGUGUUUAGCCGUUUAGGGGAUAUUGAUCGUUAUUAUAAUAUAUUAUUAUAAUAUGUGAUUAUUAUUAUUAUAGAAAUUGCUCUUAUUAUUAGGUAAAAAAAAGGACUUGAGUGUGGUUUGUCCAUUCUUCAUAGUCAAUAUCCGGUUGUUGAAUUAGGUGCGUAGUCUCGUGGUGUGGUUUUGACUUUUGUAUUUGGUGUGGUUAAGUAACAAACAUUUCACCGUACCGCAAAA
Messenger RNA from Cuscuta europaea, 1445 nucleotides. The record is from the annotation of a GenBank genome assembly. NCBI's taxonomy places the organism in Eukaryota, Viridiplantae, Streptophyta, Magnoliopsida, Solanales, Convolvulaceae.